AUCGAAGUUAAUGAUUUUUUUGGAAGAACAUAUCGCUCUAGUAAUUGACCGAUUGAUUUCUCGAUAAUUUUUCAACUCGUGUGGGCAAACAUAUAUCUCAGCUUUUUGAGGUAAUGAUAAAUGUUUAGUCGUGGGUUCUAUACUUUCUGUGCUUAUAUUCCCGGAGACUUUCAUAUCCCCAGACAACGAGGUCUUACCCAGGGGCACGAGCACUCGGUGUUCGGCCGGUGAAGGGAACAGAUCCCCUGGAUUUCACUCAGUGCGCGUGUGAAAUUUUAAACAAUUUCUUCAUUAUAUUAUUUACAUAAUUUCCAACUUUCCGAGGUUAUUGAGCAUAAUUUUGCCCGGGUGAUUGUUCCCGCUGUGAUAUCGCAUCAUAAAACAUAAAAAAUUUAUAAUAAAUGUUGAAUGGAACGAGAGCGCUGAUAUUUUGCAAAUUUCGAUCAAUUUUCUACCCAGAGAUUGUUUGAGAGGAACCAUGGGGACUCUGAUGCCUGAGGAGGAUCUGGAAAAUCGCUGAAACAUUAAAAUCAUUCGGUUAACAAGUGAAAGUUGGAGCUCCAGUUGAAACUUCAGUGUAUUUGUUUUUUUUAUUCACUGACGUUUUAUCGGAAAAUAUCAGAGGUUAACAGAGAGGAGUCACCAGGAAUUUGAGUGAAGUGCUGAUAAUCUUGGAGACCUGUAAGAUAAAUGCCAGAUACCAGAAGAUGAUCGUUCUCUUCGGGGUACUGUCCCUCCUCGGGAUUCUACCGUUGCAGGCACAAGCAGCAGUAAAAUGCGGCCACCCAGCGGUGCCAAUGAACUCUAAGGUAUCGCUGUCAGACGAUUCUCUGUCAUCCACAACAAUAGCAACUUACACCUGUGAUGCUGGUUACGAGCUCUUCGGGCAAUCCACCUUGACAUGCAGUAACCGAGGGCGAUGGCAGGGGGAAUUACCGUUCUGCGGGACAAAUGUUGGAUUUCGCAAGCCAGCGAAUCAAUCAACAACCGUUAGAGGUGGUGACGCUGGUCAUGGUAAUGAUGGUGAUGUUGGAACUGAGCACGAUGGAAAGAGAUGUACAGAGACGCAGAGGGAGCCAAGCCCCUGGUGGAGAGUUGAUUUGCUCAAGCCUUACGCUGUGAAAGUCGUCAGGGUGACGACCAGGGGCUGUUGUGGUCAUCAGCCACUUCAGGACAUUGAAAUUAGAGUUGGAAAUAGCAGUGGGGAAUUACAGAGGAAUCCACUUUGCGCAUGGUUUCCUGGGACAAUUGAGGAAGGCAUCACGAAGACUUUCGCCUGUGCCAGAGCUCUCGUUGGGCAAUACGUUUUCCUUCAACUUGUCGGGGUUGAGGGCAGCCUGAGUCUAUGCGAAGUCGAAGUCUUUGCAACAGAUGAAUUCUCGGUAGACAGAUGUGCACAUGCUGGAACACCAGCCGACGCUGAUCUCGCUGCAUUCAAUUCCACUUGUUACGAAUUCGCGGUUACCAAAGGUGGAUCCUUCCAGGAUGCCAGGAACUACUGCAAAUCCAGGAGUGGUGAUCUCGUUCAUGGGUUCAAGGGAAUUGCGUCGACAUUCAUCCUGAAUAAUCUCGAAAGGCGAAAAGACAAACUGAAGACUCUAUUAGUCUGGAUCGGGGCGCAGAAAGAGGCAUCGAUAACAGCAAGAACUUGGCGAUGGGUCGAUGGAGAGACUGUGCAUAAACCGUCAUGGGGAAAGGAUCAGCCAAAUAAUUACAAUGGUGAGCAGAAUUGCGUGGUGCUCGAUGGAGGUAGAAGUUGGCUUUGGAACGAUGUUGGAUGUAAUUUGGAUUAUCUGCACUGGAUUUGUCAAAGCAAGCCCUCGGUUUGCGGAAGCCCCGAGAAACUCGAGAACACGACAAUCUCAGGGUUGAAACGAUCGAUAGGUUCAGCGAUCGAUUACACGUGUCCAGAUGGCCACAUGCUGGUGGGUGCCAAAUCCAGGACAUGUGAACCGAAUGGCUUCUGGAGUGGAGAUCCACCCUCCUGCAAAUUUGUGGACUGCGGAGCACUUCCUGAGUUCGAAAAUGGUCAGAUUACUCUCGUCAACAAGCGAACGACCCAUGGGGCUUUCGCGGAUUACACUUGCAAGAAAAAUUACACUCUAGUUGGAGAUGCCAGGAGAAGAUGUGGAGACGGUGGGAUCUGGAGUGGACACCAGCCCCAGUGUCUCUUCGAUUGGUGUCCGGAUCCCCCGGAUGUCACUGGUGGUGUUGUCACAACGACUGGUAAACGUGCUGGAUCAACAGCCACUUACACCUGCCAGAAUGGAUUCAUUCUUUUCGGCGACAACAUACUGGCAUGUGAAAUCGGUGGGGAAUGGUCUGGUAAAGCCCCUCAAUGUCGAUUCGUCGACUGUGGAGCACCAGCGCAAGUUGAAUUUGGCAGUGUUGAGUUGGUCAAUGGAAGUACAACAGUGGGGAGUACUAUUUUGUACUCGUGCCAGCAGGAUUAUUGGCUCGUGGGUGAGCGAAAGCACGAGUGCACCAAAGAGGGCAAAUGGAGUGACGAGACACCAUCUUGCGAGUUGAUCACGUGUGAGGAGCCUGAGAUACCACCAGGGAGUUAUGUCGUUGGUUACGACUUGAAUGUUCAUAGCUCGAUUCUGUAUCAUUGCGAGUCUGGGUAUUUGAUGCAUGGGGAGGCGAGACACACUUGCGAGAGGAAUGGGGAAUGGUCUGGACAAGUUCCAACAUGUGAAUAUAUCGAUUGCGGGAAAGUUCUGCCGGUUCCUAAUGGGGCUGUCGAGUACGUGAACAGUACGACGCACUUGGGAAGUGAAAUAACGUACAGUUGUACUCGGAACUAUCGAUUGAACGGUGUAAUCAGGAGGUACUGUCUCGAUAAUGGACAGUGGAGUGAUGCAACACCAAAAUGUGAAGAGAUCCGGUGUCCUGAACCUGUUCUUGCGGAACAUGGAAUUCUCUCGGUGACUGGCAACGAUCGAAUGUACGGCAGGACACUGAUCAGAACCGGAACUGCUGAGAAUUCAAAUACUGGUGCAACAUCGUAUAAAAUCGGUGCACUAGCUAAGUACAGGUGCGAGAGGGGGUACAAGGUCGUCGGUGAGCCACUGUCAACGUGCGAGGACAAUGGGAAAUGGAGUGGUGAUGUGCCACGGUGUAUUUUCGUAGACUGCGGAAAGCCGGAAAACACGCAACACGGUCACUACACCCUGACAUCAAACGCGACAUACUACGGUGCAGCUGCAAUUUACGAGUGUGAUGGUAAUUACGAGCUCGAUGGAUUCGCCAGACGUCUCUGCCUGGAGAAUGCCACUUGGAGCAGUGAGAUGCCAAUUUGUCGGGAAAUAAGGUGCAAAGAUCCGGAAAAAGUAAUUCCACUGGAAACCCAAGUGUCAACCCACAGUGUAGGAGGAGUUGCCCAUUACAGUUGCCCCCGUGGGUACUACAUGGAGGGAAAUGGCACACGUAUAUGUCUCCAGAAUGGCUCCUGGAGUGGAUCCAUGCCAGCCUGUUUCGCGUUCGACUGCAAGCAUCCGGGCCCCAUAGACAAUGGACGAGUUAUCGUGGUGAAUGGAUCAACUCUUUUCAGUGGAGCUGCUGAGUAUCAUUGUUUGCCGCAGUAUGAGAGGAUAGGACCGUUCCUGAGGAAAUGCCUUGAGACCGGCAUGUGGAGUGGCGAAGAGCCCAAAUGCGAGAUGGUCUCGAACGAAGUGGCGGAACAACAGGGGGUUGGUACGAGUGUUGGAAUCGGAGCUGGUGUUAUCAUUAUCAUCUUGAUAAUCCUAGGGCUCGUUUAUCUUCGAUUGCGAAAAGCAACUCCAGUGAAAAACACUGAGAAUGUUCAAGCCGCGGAGAGGAAAGAGGAUCAGAAUGCCGCGGUCAUGUCGUACGCGAGUUUGAAUGAUGGGACGCCAAAUAGAAUGUACGAAAAUGUUCCUGAGGAUGGGCUCUACGAUAAUCCGUACAGUGUUAACAGUAGUGCAUAUGGAUACGCCAAUGGCAGAAGAGGAUACAACAGAUCUGGACACUACGAGGCCGAACCAGCGCCGAGGAAUGGCAUCACCAUAAAUGGUGUAUCCGUUCGAUAAUUUUUCAUCACAAAAAA
This is a messenger RNA of Fopius arisanus, 4069 nucleotides long. RefSeq names its product furrowed (gene fw). The transcript has 18 exons. The record is from RefSeq and is a predicted model, not a curated record. NCBI's taxonomy places the organism in Eukaryota, Metazoa, Arthropoda, Insecta, Hymenoptera, Braconidae. Bases 708 to 4052 code for a protein of 1114 amino acids.